Molecule: messenger RNA, 1610 nt
Organism: Fopius arisanus
Lineage: Eukaryota; Metazoa; Arthropoda; Insecta; Hymenoptera; Braconidae
Exons: 3
Coding region: 707-1408 (233 amino acids)
Source: RefSeq, a predicted model, not a curated record
UUAAAUGCGUGGGAAAAAAUGUCGAAAAGUGGCACUUGUAUCACAACAGAGUGGGAGGCUUAUCCAGACAACAUUUUUCGUCAGUACCAUCUAAUAGUUGACAUCAGCAAUUGCUUGAUAAAUAGUCGAUUAGCCGGCACUGUUCUAUAUAGGAGCUAAGUGAACUUGCUUCCUUUGUCGACUCGAAUACUAAAUACAAGCACGUGGUUGCAAGUUGACGUUAGUACGUUACGUUAGGGUGGAUAAUGGAAGGCAUUAAAUGGAUUGGGAGUGGGGAAAAGUGGGGGUUCUCCUGGUGUAUUCCAUCAGUUGGUCGUAUAAAACGAAUGAAGCGUCACACAAAAAAGCCACUCCCUGCACGACUGCACGUGCAGACACAACAGUAACCGCUCUCUCCGAUAUUUUAUUUCCUCUUCACGUUCCUAUCUUUUCAUUCAGUUUCUUCAGUUAAUUUUGAAAUAAUUGUCCCAAUUCCAUGACGACAUGUGAGAGCAUUCGAGCCACCAGUGACCAUCAGUGAAAAUCUCCGAUCGACACGAGCGCUGAAAGUUUAGUGGUGUUUUGUUAGUGAAAAUAAUAUAUAUCAGAUAUUGUGAAUGAGGGAAAAUCGAAUUACUGUGACGCACUGUGUGAGGAGAAAGGUGAAAGCGAGAUAUUGUGGAUUUGCCGAACCUCAAGGAGUAAUAACUGAAAUAAGGAGAAGAUUAUGGGGAUUGUAUCGUCUACAUUCGUUUCACUCGCCAUUCAAUUCGCCUGGAACUUCCAGAGAUUUCUCGAUCCACGAUACAGCAGAUACAUCGAAUCAAAAAAAAAUCCAGAGGCUUUCUCACCGCAUAGAGCACAGUCUGAAGGGUCCACGAUCGAGGACGUCAGACCCUCGACGAAGGCCGAGGAAUCCACUUCAAUUCAAUCGAAUCACCAGGAAAACAGGAACAGGAGAGCUGCACAACGGAGAAACAGGAGGAAACGACCUUCGAGCUUCGAUGCUUCUCUGAUUGUGACAAAUGUUAGUAAAACUGGUAUCACGGCUGCGAGAGUUGUUUCCUCAACCCCCAGUACUUUAACGAGACAACAAGCACCUGGCUGGGAUGAUUCAUCAGCCUCCAGCACUUCAUCAAGUGAAGAAUGUGAUUUGGACGCUAGAGCCGAGAGGAUUGGAUCAAGUGAGACUCGCGGUGUCCUGGAAAAAAGACAUGAAGCGAGAUCAAUGAAGUUUGGAAUGUCUGCAACCGAGGAGGCAGCAUUCAGGAUGACAGUUGGUCGAGGCCACUUCAGUAGAUCAAAGAAAGACAAAUUUCUCAAUCAUCUGAGGCUUGAGAAACGUCUCAACGGCUUGAAUCGUGAAUUCUUCGAGUUAGCUUGUCGGCCACAUUCACGGCCACAAGUCGACAUUACUUCCGCGAUCUGAGACUCGUAUACGAUUUGAAGUACUUCUGGUACAAUCGAAGUAAUACCGAGUCAGUGAAUCAAAAGAAAAUAAUCGACUAUGAGACGGGAUUUCUGUAUCAAAACCCAUGGAUUUCAAAACGUCGCACUUAAGACUGAGAAUUUUCAAUCUCGAGUUUUUAUAAACCGUUUUAGCUUUAAAUUAAUACUAGUCUCAUAUAGCC